ACGUGUAUCACUUCACGUGAUUAAAUCAAAGCUCUACCAGCGGUCCCCCACCCCCCCUUCAUCCUCCUCCUCCUCUCCCUCCAUGCGUCACCAGGAGAGAGAGUGAGGCCAAAGGUUUGGAGACGGAGUUGACAUUCAAAAUGCUUCACUCAAGAUCCGCGUGGUUCAUCAAACUAAUAGUUGAUUUCAGUAAAUAUUAGCAGGAAGGAAGGAGCGUUUGUUGACAUCUUUUGUUGCCUCCACAUGACAGAUUCAUAGUUUUUAUUACAAUGUUUCCCAGCCCAGGCACGUCCACUCCCUUCUCCGUCAAGGAUAUAUUAAACUUGGAGCAGAACCACGACGUCAUGGUGUCUUCUCUGGACAUUUCCCCUCGCAUGGACUGCUCCUCUUCCUCCUGCAUGAUGGCCCGUCUGAAGCAGGAGCCUCGCCGGGCCGCCGCCUCUCUGCUGCCCGGCGGAGGCAGCUUUGCUUCUGCCUUUUAUGGUAAAUCUCUGAUGGGAAUGGAAUCGGAGCGGAGUGGGAAAUUAGACGUGUUUGAGGAGAAACGAAGGAAAGAUGAUUUCAGUGCGCCAGCUGAACUCGUGGAGGACCUAAAGACCGAGGAUCUGGAGCGACCCAAACCGCCGCGCCGACGCAGGAAGCCGCGCGUGCUCUUCUCCCAGGCGCAGGUGUACGAGCUGGAGCGCCGCUUCAAGCAGCAACGGUACCUGUCCGCCCCGGAGAGAGACCACCUGGCCGGCGUGCUCAAACUCACCCCGACCCAGGUGAAGAUCUGGUUCCAGAACCGGAGGUACAAAUGCAAGCGGCAGCGGCAGGACCAGAGCCUGGAGAUGGUGUCCCUGCCGCCGGCCCGGAGGGUGUCGGUCCCCGUGCUGGUGCGGGACGGGAAGCCCUGCAUGGCGGACUCGGCCGCCUACAACCCCCCCUACAGCGUGGGCUCCAUCAACCACUUCCCCUACAACAACUACCCCACUGCCCUCAGCAGCUACCCCAGCCCCGGCUGCAGCACUAGCUACACCUACCCCGGGGCCAGCAUGCAGGGGCCCGCCGGUAACGGGAACUACAUGAACCUUGGGGACUUGAACAACGUCCAGAGCACGUUUUCUCCCGGUAACGGGAUGUCUUCGCUCCACGGCAUUAGGACAUGGUAAACAAAAACCCAACCACUCCUUUAGGAUUUAGGUCUGCAUGCUGGUGAUUGUCUUGUUUAUUUUCAGCACUAGAUGAUUUCUGUCAUUUAAACUUUGAUUGUGUCGUUUUUUUUCCUGCUAACGUGACAAUAAAAUAAUAAACAAGUUAAACCAG
Molecule: messenger RNA, 1305 nt
Organism: Nothobranchius furzeri (turquoise killifish)
Lineage: Eukaryota; Metazoa; Chordata; Actinopteri; Cyprinodontiformes; Nothobranchiidae
Gene: nkx2.5
Product: NK2 homeobox 5
Biological process (GO): regulation of transcription by RNA polymerase II; cell differentiation
Cellular component (GO): nucleus
Molecular function (GO): DNA-binding transcription factor activity, RNA polymerase II-specific; RNA polymerase II cis-regulatory region sequence-specific DNA binding
Source: RefSeq, a predicted model, not a curated record